Sorex araneus (European shrew) is the source of this 4463-nucleotide messenger RNA. Its product is annotated as cilia- and flagella-associated protein 161. Gene Ontology annotation, molecular function: cytokine activity; CD4 receptor binding. NCBI's taxonomy places the organism in Eukaryota, Metazoa, Chordata, Mammalia, Eulipotyphla, Soricidae. Gene Ontology annotation, biological process: induction of positive chemotaxis; leukocyte chemotaxis; cilium assembly. Bases 382 to 4335 code for a protein of 1317 amino acids. The transcript is spliced from 19 exons. Gene Ontology annotation, cellular component: motile cilium. The record is from RefSeq and is a predicted model, not a curated record.
UGAGAGGGGACCUGAGCCUGUGCAUGACCCCAGAUGAGAUCCAGGCAUACCUGGCCCACGGCUUGGAGGUGCCCUGUGGCCUGAGCGUGGCGCAGACGAGAACCCCACUGGGCCGGAACACCUUCUGCGUGCUGAGCUGUUCCUGUCCAGUGACCAUCGGACGCUGCAACAGUCAACUCCGCGCUCAUGGCUGCAGGCUGUGUCCCUGGAGAAACAGCCGUCCUUCCUAAGCUGGUGGCAGGCCACCUGGCCCGACCCCAACAUGCGGCUGGAGUAUGAGGGCACCCCAGUGCUGGGCGCCAGGAGCUGGUGGCUUCCCCCUGUGCGCCCCGUGCCAGGGACCCGGACAGGAAGAAGCGCGGCUCCAUUUCUGCUCUGCGGAUGGAACCGCACGGCCGGCCACGCCGGAGCAGGCCAGCUGCCACACUGCGCUCCAUCUCCCGUUCGCUGAUCCUGUGCAGUGCCCGGGCCAGUGAAGAUGGCCACAGCCCUGAGGAGAAGGGCCCUGGCUCAGAGCAGCUGGCGGACACAGCAGAGGCGGCCGAGCCCCCGGCCGGCGGGAGUGACUGGGGCAGGAAUUGCAGGUGGCUGUUCUCAAAGGAGCCCUCCAGCACGUUCUCUCGGGAGAAGCCGGGGCAGCCGGAGCUGCAGACGGCGGCCUGUUUCCUGCCCGCCCAGAUUAGCCCUCCGAGGGCACGCAGCAGCUCCACCAGUGUGAGCGCCUGCCGUUCGGGGGAUGUGGAACACUUCCUCAGGAGCAGCCCGAGUGCUGCUUCCCCCAGCCAGCAGCCCCCCUCAUUGAGCAGUGGCCGCAAGUCGUUGUCACAGCAGCUGGACGGGUCGGCAGUCCAGGCUGGGGGCCCCUGGAGAGCUGCACGGUCGCUGAGCAGCGCCCAGCUGGGGCAGCCCUCCGGGGUCCCACCAGCCUGGGUCAUCUCCAGCGUGGUGCUGAUGAAGGGCCAGGCCAAGGGCCUUGGCUUCAGCAUUGUGGGGGGGCAGGACAGCGCCUAUGGCCCCAUGGGCAUCUACGUUAGGACCAUCUUCCCAGGAGGUGCAGCUGCUGCCACUGGGCGCCUGCAGGAAGGUACAGCGAUCACUGGGCUCUACAAGGGCAGUGGGGUGGGGGGGGCGCGGGGAGGCGAGCAUGUGCAUCCUGACCCCCGGAACCUGCAGGUGGAUUUCCAAGUCUGGGAGCCUCUCACCCACAUGUACCUUCCUCUUGGGAGGUGCCGAUGGCUGAAACGUGGUGGGGUACCUCUGCUGCCUCUCGGAGCUCUCCCCCCGCACCUGUGUUGCCCAGGUCCCCUUUCUGGGGGAGUGUGGAGGGGAGUUUCAGUGCCAGACUCCCCUGGCCUCUGCAGGGCUCCUAGGACAGGCGGCAGGAGGCAGCCAGGAGCUGGGUGGGGUUGGACACUGGGCCACAUGGGAAUGGGGUGGGAAGGUGGCCAGGGUCUCCACCAUCCAAGGGCGCUGCUGGAGGCCCAGGCUGGGGUUUCCUUCCCUCUCGCCUCAGGAGAUGAGAUUCUGGAGCUUAACGGGGAGCCCAUGGCUGGACUCACCCACCAGGAGGCGCUGCACAGGUUCAAGCAAGCCAAGAAGGGGCUGCUGACCCUGACGGUGAGAACACGCCUCACGGCGCCUCCCGCCCUGAGCAGCGCCCUGUCGCCACCGCUUUGCCGCUCACUGAGCUCAGGCACCUGCGCCUCUGUGGACAGUACCUGGGCCCUGGGAAGCAGCGUCCGGCCCAGCUACCGGGUCCUGGUGGAGGUUUCCUUGCACAAAGAGGCCGGCGUGGGUCUGGGCGUGGGCCUGUGCAGUGUCCCCAGCCUGCAGAGUGUCUCCGGCAUCUUCGUGCUCGCCCUGUCGCCCGGCUCGGUGGCGCACCUGGACGGGCGGCUCAGGUGUGGUGAUGAGCUGGUGGAGGUCAGUGAGUGCCCCGUGCGCUGCAUGACACUGAGUGAUGUCUAUGCUCUGCUGAGCCACUGUGAGCCUGGCCCUGUCCCCAUGGUCGUCAGCCGCCACCCCGAUGCACAGGUGUCCGAGCAGCAGCUGAAAGUGGCCGUGGCACAGAGUGCGGAGACUGUUCGCUUUGCGAGGGAGAAGCCGGCAUGUGGGCUGGACGCAGGUGCCAAGCGGCUGGAGAGUAGCUGGCAUGGGCGGCCAGCCCUGGAGAGGGGCGAGAGUGGGCCACCUGCUCGCCGUAGGCCACAGACCAUGGCACGUUCCAGCAGCUAUGCCGCUGCAUCCCCGGGGGGCAGCCCCUGCAGUGCCCACAAGCCCUCUGCUUUGGACCCCGAGGUUGGCACCUCUAGCCCUCCCCGGGAGAACUGGGCACUCCCCACUGACCAGACCAACCACCCGCCCCUGCGACUGCGCAAGUCCUGUGAGAUCCUGGUGCGGAAGCCCACGAGCUGCAAACCGGUGCCUCCACCGCGGAAGUACUUCCGGGGCACCAGUCCCCCACUGCCGGGCACCCCCAAGGCAGAGCACAAUAACUACCAGGAAGCCAGUGGGCCACAGCCACCGCCACCAGCACAGGAAGGGGUGGCGGGGACAGUCGUCAGCACCUUGGCCUUGUCCUGCUGUGCGGGGUCUGCAGCCGGGGGGCCCGUACCAGUGGGGACAAGUGGCUGUGCAGGAGCCCCGGUGUCCCACACAAAGCCCUCACUGCUCCGGAGGCAGGCACAUGUGGACUGCGGAGGUCCCACACCCUCUGACGACCCCUGGGUGCGCAUCUCUGGCUGCAUCAAGACUCUUUUCAGCCCUGCCAUGAGCGAGUGCCCUGGACGUGGGGAAGAUGGGGUGCAGGGGGCCCUGCCCAAGCCUCCCGCUGCCACCUCACCGGCCGACAGCAGCACCGGGAAGAAGGGUCCACCUGUGGCCCCUAAGCCAGCCUGGUUUCGCCAGAGUCUGAAGGGCUUAAAGGGCCGAGCCCUAGACCAUCAGCCACUGCCUGAUGGGGGGUCCCUGGAGCCACCAGCACACCUGGAGCGCCAGGGCAUCCCCGCUCAGACCAGUACCUCCAUCAGGCAAAGAAUCAGCUCCUUUGAGACCUUUGGCUCCUGGAAACUGCCCAAGAGGGAGGCCCAGAAAUUUGAGCUGCAGACGCCCAGUCCCGCAGGGGCACAGGGCCCUACCAAACUGCAGCAGCUGCCCCCACGUCCCCCAGAAGUCUCUGAUGCCAGCACUCCUGGGAUGUCUGCGCCCCCCUCCCCCGGGCACCCCUGCAGUCAGCCAGCCCCCUUACCCAAGCCGGACACCCCCAGGGGGUGUCUAUCCCCGCUGGCUGGGGACUCUCUGGGACCCGGGACCAAGCGGCCCACCCAGCGGGCCCAUAGCUUCCCCCUGGCCAGCCCCGUGCCCAGGGAGGAAGCCCCUAGUAGGCUGUAUGGCCUCAGCUCCCAAGUGUCCUCUGCCGUCCUUCGCUCCCUGCUCAGCCGCCGCCUCCCAGCCACGCCCAGCUCACCGCCCAGCGGAGACCCUGCCGAGCUGCCUGCCACCGGUGACACAGGCUUCUCACUCAACCUCUCGGAGCUGAGGGAUUUCCAGGAGGGGCUGGCAAGGACGCCUGAAGCUGAGGAGCACGCACCCGGCUCCCCGAAGCCAGGCCAGUCGGUGCUGACCCUGCUGAGCACGGAGGAGCUGCAGACUCUGCUGGAGGAGGUAAAGGGCCUGGACAAAGCCACACUCAAGCAGCUGGAGUGCGUGCGUGUCACAGUCCUGCACAAGGCGGCGGGGGCAGGCCUGGGCUUCAGCCUGGCCGGAGGGGCUGAGCUAGAGAACAAGCUCGUCACGGUGCACAGAGUCUUCCCCGAUGGGCUGGCGGCCCAGGAGGGCACCAUUGAGAAGGGCAGCGAGGUCCUGUCCAUCAACGGCAAGUCCCUCAAGGGUGCCACACACCAAGAAGCGCUGGCCGUGCUCCGGCAGGCACGGGGCCCCCAGCAGGCUGUGGUGGUCACCAGGAAGCUGGAGCCCCAGCCCCCCAUGGCACCGGCCCUGCCCAUGGAGCCUGCGGAGAGUGCGGUGUUAACUGUCACGCUGGCCAAGGCGGCAGGCAGUGUGGGUUUCAGCCUGGACGGCGGUCAGGGGUCCCUACAUGGGGACCGGCCUAUAACAGUCAACAGGAUCUUCCAAGGGGCAGCAGUGGGGAGCGCCGGGGAGAGUCUGCAGCCGGGAGACGAGAUCCUGGCCCUGGGCAGCACCACCAUGCAGGGACUCACUCGAUUCGAGGCCUGGAAGGUCAUCAAGGCGCUGCCUGACGGCCCCGUCACUAUCGUCAUCCGGAGGAGGGGCUGUGGGGCCCAAGGGGCUCCCACAGCAGGGGACCCGCACUGAAUCUGCAGCCCCACCACACUCAGGGAUUCAUCACUGGUGCUUCCCUGGCCAACCUCGGCCACACCUUCUAAGGGGCCCCCCACAAGCCCGGGGCUGCCCCAGGUGAAGACGGAUGAAGAGCACAGCAC